This is a messenger RNA of Microcebus murinus (gray mouse lemur), 7442 nucleotides long. NCBI's taxonomy places the organism in Eukaryota, Metazoa, Chordata, Mammalia, Primates, Cheirogaleidae. The record is from RefSeq and is a predicted model, not a curated record.
UAGAGAUAGGGUCUCUCUUUGUUGCCCAGGCUGGUCUCAAACUCCUGGCCUCCCAAAGAAAAAAUAGCCUCUUUUAAAUCAGCCUGCCUGUGAGUCAGGUGAAAGGAGGUGGUGCGAAAUAGCACUCAUGCUAGGAAGGGUGGACGAUGGAUGGAGCGAAGUUCCUGGGAAGGUCAGCGAGAGCAAGAUCCAGGAGGGGUCCUUGGCAAAAAAUGAGGGACACUCUGUUCUCAAAAACAGGCAGGAGGAAAGCUUAGGAGGGUCAAUUUCAACAUCAAGAGGGAGAACUUGAAAGAAUUCCCAUUAAUUAGCUUUUGUCUUCUCAGUCAAGAAGUGUUCUGUGACGACAAUGGGAAAUUGACUUUUGGAAUUUUAAUUUUUCUUGGCCAAAAUUCCUGGCCUCUAGAGCAGCAUUUCUCAACCUAAGCACUAUCAACAUUUGGACCAGAUAAUUAAUUGUGUGGCCUUUCUUGUGAAAUGUAGGAGUUUAGCAGCAUCCCUGGCCUCUACCCUGUAGAUACAGUGGCAUCUUCUCCCAUUCCCCUAGCGUGACCACCAAAAUGUCUCCAGGUAUUGUCACAUGCCCUCUGGGGAGCAGGAUCACCCCAUGCUGAGAACCAGUGAUCUAAAAUAACAUACUCGAUUCUGGCAAUCCACACGAUUCUUGACUUUUGAAAAGACUGAGAUGAUGCCAUUGGCCUAUUAAUUGUCUUCAGAAAGAACUAAAGCUGCUGGAGUGUGAACACCGAGCAUUUAGGGUUGGGUGAGGGAGAGGGCCCUGCUGUCUGGGGUUGAUCCUUUUAGCAGUCAGGCCCUGUGAAUCAAGAGGAAAUGGAGUUCUGGUUCUCAGAGGGUCUUUGGUUCUGAGAAGCCUUGCUGUGGUUCUAGCCUUCCUCAUGGUGGAGGACUGUUUUGCUUUCUCUGUGGUUUCUGCGUGGGCCGUGAGAAGCAACUUAGUUGUUAUGACAGUUGGAGGCACAGAAGUCUUCUCACAGGUUAGUUUCUGAAAGCCCAUUUGUUCUAAAUCCAACCUGACGUCUACUGAGCUGGGUAUGCAUUGGUUGCUGGUAAGGUAGUUUCAUAAGCCAGCCAGGGAUGGUGGGGACCCUCACUCCUUUACAGCUCUUCAUUUUAGUCUCCAAAGACGCAUUUUGGCCUAAUGUACUUUUGCCUUCAAGACACUGCCAUCUCCAACAUAGUGAAGGUGACAGCGAUUAAGGAACAAGACCAAGGUUGGGUUGAAAUGACCUUGCACAGCCGCUGAUGCCAUCUGUUGGCGGCUGGCAGAACUGAUGCCCUUUGCUGGGAUGAAGCUUUGUUUAUUGCACACAAAGUUGAGAAUUGGCAGCAGAGAGAACUUUCUUUCCACCUGGGAGCAUAGGAUUGGCAGGAUUAGAGAGGAGCAGAAGGGGAGGGCAUGUUUGCUUUGUAGAUUCUGCAUCAGGAAUCAGAUGGUGCCAGGAAUCCAUAGUAGAAAUAAUUCUAGGAGGCCUUUUCAAGGGACUGGUUGGGAUGUCAUUGGGGCCUAAAAUCCAUUUAUGAGUCAAUUGUCAGUUAAAGAAUUGGGCUUUAGGGGAUGACAGAGCAGCAGAGAGGUCUCCAAAUUGAAAAAGCUGUGUCUUCCAUAGAGUUAGCACAUAGUCAUUAUUGGUGGAAUGUGAUUAUUGAGGGACACUAUUAACUCUUCCCUCUAAUCAAAGAAACUAAGACAAGAUCAUGCAAAAUAACAAUUAUAUUCUAUCUUCUUUCCAGGUGCUUUCAAAUACUGUACAGUUGUUUCUAUACAGUCUACUUAGGUCAGUGUAUCCCUUCUAUUCUUAUGAUAAAACAGAUACCUGCAGAUUGUUUCUUAGGUCCAUAUAUCUAGUUGUUCAUGAGAGCUGAAUUGAGCCCAUCCAGUGGGUUCACAACCCUGGUUGCACAUAACAAUCACCUGGGAAACUUAAAAAAUCCCAGUGGCUGGCCUCACUAUACUGAUUUAGUUGGGCUGGGCCAAGGCUAUGUCAUAGGUUUCCUUUUCGGAAUUCAUGUGAUUCUAACAUGGUGCCUAGGUUCGAGGGCUGCGACUCAAGGUGUGGUCCAUGCAUCUGGGAGCUUGUUAGGAAUGCAGAAUCUCAGAUCCCAUCCCAGACCUUCUGAAUCAGAAUCUGCAUUGUAACAAGAUUCUCAUGCAUGGCGGUGUUUGGAAACAGUACAAAAUCGGACAGCUGUACAUGAUCAGCAAACACAGCCAUGAACAGAGCGACCGGGGAGAAGGGGUGGAGGUCGUGCAGAAUGAGCCCUUUGAGGACCCUCACCAUGGCAACGGGCAGUUCACCGAGAAGCGGGUGUAUCUCAACAGCAAACUGCCUAGUUGGGCCAGAGCUGUUGUCCCCAAAAUAUUUUAUGUUACGGAGAAGGCUUGGAACUAUUAUCCCUACACAAUUACAGAAUACACAUGUUCCUUUCUGCCGAAAUUCUCCAUUCAUAUAGAAACCAAGUAUGAGGACAACAAAGGAAGCAACGACCGCAUUUUUGACAAUGAAGCCAAAGACCUGGAGAGAGAAGUUUGCUUUAUUGAUAUUGCCUGUGAUGAAAUUCCAGAGCGCUACUACAAAGAAUCUGAGGAUCCUAAACACUUCAAGUCAGAGAAGACAGGACGGGGACAGUUAAGAGAAGGCUGGAGAGAUAGUCACCAGCCCAUCAUGUGCUCCUACAAGCUGGUGACUGUGAAGUUUGAGGUCUGGGGGCUUCAGACCAGAGUGGAACAAUUUGUACACAAGGUGGUCCGAGACAUUCUGCUGAUUGGACAUAGACAGGCUUUUGCAUGGGUUGAUGAGUGGUAUGACAUGACAAUGGAUGAAGUCCGAGAAUUCGAACGAGCCACUCAGGAAGCCACCAACAAGAAAAUCGGCGUUUUCCCACCUGCAAUUUCUAUCUCGAGUGUCCCCCUGCUGCCGUCUUCUGUCCGCAGCGCCCCUUCCAGCGCUCCGUCCACCCCUCUCUCCACAGACGCACCAGAAUUCCUGUCAGUUCCCAAAGAUCGGCCCCGGAAAAAAUCUGCCCCAGAAACUCUCACACUUCCAGACCCUGAGAAAAAAGCCACCCUGAAUUUACCUGGCAUGCACUCUUCAGAUAAGCCGUGUCAGCCCAAAUCAGAGUAACUUCAUAUGAAUAUCUCAUGGGGUUUUAUAUUUUGGUUUUGGGAUUUGUUUGUUUUUUAAAGAAACUUCUGAUAUGGGAAAAGACUGCUUUGUCACCCAAAACAUGUUCCCUCGACCUGAGUGUGCAUGUGAUUAAGUAACUUCACAUACAGUAUGAUCCCCUGAGUACGCCACACAGCGUCCGUCAUAGUAGAUGAGAGAUGUCAGACUUGCAAAGGACAGAAGGAAGCUUCUGUAGCCACAGCUGUGAGCCAGGGAGGAAGCCUUAUUAUUGGCAUUUGAUGAGGUUGGCACAGACUUCAAGGGUAAAUAAAUUGAAAACUUUGCACCGCUUUGUUAUAAGGUGUGGUCAAAUAAUGAAGUCAAUUUCCUCCCAUCAGACAUGAAAUUUUCUAAAAUACUCUCAGGCACAACAUACCUAAUUAUUAAAUUUUAAACUGCUGAUCACCAAUACUUGAAUACCAAUAGUUACUGAGAUUCCUAUCUAGUUAGUUCGACUCAGGAUUUGGGGCCUAAUUAACUCCUUAAAUUUUUGAAAAUUUUAAUUACCAACCUAUAGAGGCUCCAACUAUAAUGAAUGAUAACUUAUUUUUACCUUCCACAGAAUUUAAUAAGGAUUCCAUUUGUUUCUGUCUUUUAAUAACUUUCCCCUUUGUGCCCUGAUGGCCUCGGAAAUCUUUUAAGAAUUGCAUGGAUGACUGUGACCAUAACUGACUAAUUCUGGAAUGGUUUAGUUUAGGAACCAAGAGGCCCAGGUAAGGCAACAUCUUUUAUCUCUACAGGUACCAACAAACCUUGACUUGUCAGCUUCCAUUAUUCAUUAAGAUUCUCAGAAUUUGCAAUUAAUUGAACAGAAUCCAUUGACUAUUUGCCCAUACAAAGAAGUUCAAGGGAAGAAUAAGCUGACCGGGCUUUAACACUGUCAGAAUGUCUGGUGCAUGAACCAUGAAAAAGAGAAUUGUCUCCCCUCCCCCUCUUUGUUUUACUCUUAGUGACAUCCAGACUUCCCUGGAAUGGAUUGCCCACCACCAGACCUUAGAAAAGACUACCAUUCUUUUGCUUCUUACUUGAAAUCCAAAUGUUGGGAAUGUCACAGAAAUUGAGUAAACACUGUCAAGUGGGAGAAGAAAAUGAGCGGAAUUGUUGACCCAUUUUAUAGAGUAAAAAGAAGGAGUAAUAACAGAUGCCCAGCUGUCUAGCUUUCUUUCCUGCAAGUAGUGGUAAUGUAAGAUUAUUCAUCAAAGUGGCAGAAACAGAAUUCUCCUUUGGUCUAAAGAGAGAAAUUUGUCACCUUUGCACCUCACUGCCUUUGAACACAGAAGGGAGGGCAAGCAGAAUCUCAGCAUUGACUUUUAUCCUCUAAGAGAGAAAGAGAAUGAGAUAAUUAGGCAACUCCAAGGCCCAUGCCCCAGCUAGCCUUCCUGACCAUAACCUCCAAUCUCAGGAAAAGGACCUUCCCAAAAACAUAGAUUCCAAAGGAAAUAAAAUUGCUCACAUAGCCUCUCAGCCAGUGGACCCUGCCUGCUUCCUUCUCUCAGUGCUCAGCACUCUGGGUGGUGUCUUUUAGGUUUAUCCACUCUCCUCCCAAGGUGCAGGUGCUGGCCCCAAGAGCCUGGCACCAAGUGUUCUAAGUCAUAGGUCAGAUUAUCAAGAUCAUUUAUUUAUGUAUAGGUUGACAUUUAGCUUUAAAAAAAGAAGAAGAAACUCAGAACUCAAAGGAAACCCAUUGCAAAUAGCUUAGAUCAACAGUGCAUCUCUUCCCUGAGAAUGAUAGUAUCAUAGUAAGACACCUGUGCAUGGUAUAGAAGCAUGAUUUUUGCUUGUGGGAAAACUUUAACUUUUAUCAAACCCCUUGGACUUCAAAUGGCUCCCCCUCCACACAGUAGUACUUAAUGAGAAUGUUUGGCUUUAGAAAGCAAAAUUCUGCUUUCAGAAGACACUGAGAUAGUGUAUGUAUUUGCUUACCAUUUGCAAGCUGAAAUCAGGGUGGGGGUGGGAUCAUUAUUUUCACAUAGAACAAAGUUAUUUUGUGCAGGUUGUUAACAUCUAAACAUUUAGUUUUUCCUUUAAUACCAUUGCCAUUUCCCCAUUUUAUAAAGUGGCUUCUUGCUGUCAAGGUCAACAAUUCUAUAUUGCUUUAGAAAGUUAAUUUCUGAUUUCCUUUUGUGAGUUUUGUUUCUUUGAUAGCCAGUAUAAUACCACAGACACCAUUUUCAAAGCUACCCAUGGUAGUGUGGUCCUUAGCCAACAAAUAUGUGUACUCUCAAUGUAUGUUCAGUUUUUCUGUCUACAUGUGCUAUGUGUGCAUUAAAAAGGGGGUGGGGUGUGCAGAUAUUCAUUUAGCUGCUUUGAAUAGUUAAUCCAGUCAUCACAAAGCAUAAAUGACUUCAAUAUUUUACAAAUCUUAGUUUUACAUUCUCCAUACGUGAAUUUAUUAUUGUAGGAUACAAGCCUCCAAUGAAUGUGUAAAUAGAACAUUAUUAAUUCUUACAAGAAUGGAAGUCAAAUGGCUGCAUGAUGGAAAUUUAGAAGAAAAAAAGCAGAAACUUGAAUUUGCUAAGCAUGUCUGGGGGAAAAUAGAAUCCUUAACUCAGUGCCUCUGUCUGCGAUAUGGAAACCUUCAACUUUGUUCACCAAAAUUGUAUUAUAUCUGUGUAUAUAUAUAUAUAUAUAUAAAUAUAGUAUAGUGAAUCAGACACCACCAGUUUAAGUCUCUGAUAGCCAAAUUUAAAUAAUAAUCUAUAGUAUAACACAUAUGUUCACCCCAUCUUCAUCUCUGAUGUUAGUGAAGACCAUCAAAGUGACCGUGAAUUUCAUUACUUUGGGUGGAUUUCAAAUAUGAAAUGCCCCUGUGCUUUUUGUUGACUAUAGCACAGCAUUCUUGACUCAGCUGUGUUUUCCUGAGUUGAGAAGAUCUUGGUGUUUUUAUUGCAUAAACUUUGUUAAAAUCACCUCUGAGGAUCAUUUCAUUUUCCCUCUUUUGGCUGUAGUAAGACAAAGCAAAGGAAAAGGAUAAAAACGAAGGGGGCUGUGACAUUGUUAGUUACCACCAUUAAAAGACAAACAAUUUGGGUUCAUUGGUGAACUAAUUUAUAAACCCUUCUAUUAUUGUUUUGCAUCUGUGUGUGGGGAGGAUGGUUUUAAUUUAUUUGGAGGUAUUUAUUAGCCAUUAGUUUUUGUUUGUGAAAAUAAAUCCCUAAGUAGCACAGUUGGGGAUGUAUUAUGCAGACACUUGAAAAACACAAUACCCCCAAAAGUAAUUGUGCCGUUUUCUUUCAAGACAUUGUAAUAAACAAUGAACUAAAAGAAUAGAUUCUGACACUUCUUGAUAAAUCAUUUUUCUGUGAAAAUUUCAGGGCUGAUGUAUUUAUGUGUUUUUUAAAAUUCUACUUUCGUUAGCAUCUCUUCGUGGCUCAAAGACAACGAAGGAAUAGGUCACUGGCUGGCUUAGGUCAACAGUAAUUUUCCUUUUGAGAAGGGUAGGGGUUAAGUGACUAAUGUGACGUGUAAUCAGAUAAUCAAAUAUCGAGGAAUCCUCUAAAUAGUUUUAGUACCUUUCUGAUCAGCUGACUCAGUAGGUUAGGGGACAGCUUGUCAUCUGAGCCAUGGUUCUUGAAAUUUAAAAAAAUCUCUCCAGUGACUGCAAUUUGAUCAUGAAUAAACUAUUUGAAACUAUUCAUUCUUGCUGAAACUGAAGUGUUACACAAUAGCACAGCAUUGGCAUGCUGAGGCAAAACAUUGGGUUCUUCUGUGUUCUACCUUCAAAACAAUCUGCAUUUGAAAUAUAAGUGUGUAAACUUUUUAGGAGUUAGUGCAAUAAGAGAAUGUGAAUAUGUCAGGAAUUUUUUGGAUACCAUUAUUAAUUGUAAUUUUGUUGUUAAAUUAACAUGCUUUAGGAUAAGCCUCUAGAAGUUUUUGCUCUAAAUUGAAAGCAUGUCUUCUGAAUUGCAAGUCUCCCUUCAGUUUCUAUGUAUCACCAACAAGAGGUUCUUUGAGUUGAUGUUGUACCUAUACCACUUAUAUAUAUAUGGCUUCAAGUGUAAUUAUCAGUGUUUACAUUGGAGCUGGGAAUCUUGAUUGGUUGCAUUAGUCAAUAUACCACUGCCACUGCUGAAGGACCAAGUAUUGGAAUGCACAGUGUUAUAGACUACAAGCAAAGCAAACAAAAGUCGAUCCUCACUUAUGCCAUCCUUUUGUGUCAUUUUAUGGCUGUUCUGUGUUUUCCCCCCAGUUAUUUAUUAUUGUUAAUAACUGACUUUUUCUUACAUUCUGUUGUAAAUAAAAUACAAAGCAAUCUUC